Molecule: messenger RNA, 2300 nt
Organism: Dermacentor silvarum
Lineage: Eukaryota; Metazoa; Arthropoda; Arachnida; Ixodida; Ixodidae
Gene: Cdk1
Product: cyclin-dependent kinase 1
Exons: 7
Coding region: 200-1069 (289 amino acids)
Biological process (GO): G2/M transition of mitotic cell cycle; protein phosphorylation; mitotic G2 DNA damage checkpoint signaling
Cellular component (GO): nucleus
Molecular function (GO): cyclin-dependent protein serine/threonine kinase activity; ATP binding; RNA polymerase II CTD heptapeptide repeat kinase activity
Source: RefSeq, a predicted model, not a curated record
CCAGUCUCGCGGUCUCGCCCUCCUCGCGCGUGAUUGGCCGCUGCGCGAAAUCAAAUCUCAUUUGGCGCUCGGUUCGAAAACUGGCGGUUGGAGCUUUGCAUGGUCAGUUAAUCCCGAUGCUGGACGUUUUUUCGUAAUUUUCGCUGAGUUAGAACGCAUCCCUGAGGCGAUAUUAGUAAACCAAGGACGUCGUCACACAAUGGAGAACUACGUCAAGGUGGAAAAGAUCGGUGAAGGUACAUAUGGGAUUGUGUACAAGGGAAAGGACAAGCGUGAUGGGAAGAUCGUGGCACUGAAGAAGAUUCGCCUUGAGAGCGAAGAUGAAGGUGUUCCAUCUACAGCCAUACGAGAAAUCGCUCUGCUCAAGGAGCUGAGACACAAGCACAUUGUUAGGUUGGAAGAUGUACUCAUGGAGGGUAGUGACAAAAUCUACCUUGUGUUUGAGUACCUUUCAAUGGAUCUCAAGAAGUACCUUGAUGGAUUUGAGAAGAAUGAGAACAUUGCCAAGCCACUUGUUAAGAGCUACUUAAAGCAGAUCCUUGAGGCCAUUUUGUUCUGCCACCAGCGGCGUGUGCUUCACCGUGACCUGAAGCCCCAGAAUCUGCUCAUUGACCAGAAGGGCACGAUCAAGGUGGCAGACUUUGGUCUGGCCCGUGCUUUUGGCAUCCCCGUCCGUGUCUAUACCCAUGAAGUGGUUACCCUGUGGUACAGAGCUCCCGAGGUACUCUUGGGUGCUCAGCGAUACUCCACUCCAGUUGACAUUUGGAGUAUUGGUUGUAUCUUUGUUGAAAUGAUCAACCGCAGACCUCUGUUCCAUGGGGACUCUGAGAUUGACCAGCUUUUCCGCAUUUUCAGGACUCUUGGCACCCCUACCGAGCAGACUUGGCCAGAUGUCGCCACACUUCCUGACUACAAGCCAAGUUUCCCCAGCUGGAAGGAAAACAUCCUGCCCACCCUGCUUCCUGACAUGGGCAACAAGGCCAUAGACCUGCUCAACAAAAUGCUGGUCUACAAUCCUGCCAAAAGAAUCUCGGCCCGGGAUGCCCUCAAGCACCAGUAUUUUGAUUAAACACCUUACAGACAGGAUGGCCUUUACACAUUUUAGGUUCUAUUGAAUAUAGUUGAACUUGGGGGCCUUCACUGUUUUGCCCAUUCGAGGUAUUGUAUGGGAAGAGGGACCAAGGAGUCAACUGUGUUGUCUAAAGGCAUUACAUCAGGUUGGUUUUAUUGUUUUAUUUUAGGUAUUUUUUAUAGCUGGUGUGUGUAUGUGUGUGUGUAAAUUUUAUGCAAGAUUGUGUUUAUAAUUACUUUUUAUGUACAGCCUCAUUUAUACACAUUAGAAAUAACAUUGUAUAGUUGUGUACCUCAUUAGCAGCACCCUAUCUUUUUGCAUGUGCACUGUUGUAUUUAAGACUACUGCCAUAAGUCUAGGUAACUGAACAGGUUGAUCAGGUGGUGUCUACACAGAAGCAUGUUAUAAUUUCAGCUGCUAGAAUCACCAGAGGUUAAAGUGGUUUGCUAGCUGUUUAACUUCCUCAUUGCAGCCUGCUGCACCCCCUAUCCUCCUCCAGUCUUUUGUUCUUUUGGCUAUAAUUUUGUGGUACGUGUAAGUGUAAAUUGAGCACAACAAGUCUAAUGCUCAGAAGUGUAAAUUUUGGUGUCUCAACCCCUAUAAAGGGCGUCUCGCAAAUCCUUUGAGAAUCAUUCAACUAUAAGUAGUCUAUGCAGUUUGUGCAUUUUGCAGCCUCGGGCGAGAUGUGGCAUUCAUAUCGGCUGCAUCUGCUUCAGUGGGUGUGGUGGUGGGAGUAAGAGAAAUAAAUUCACAUUUUAGGUUCUAUUCAAUGUAGUUGAACUUGGGGACCCUCACUGUUUUGCCCAUUCGUGGUAUUGUAUGGGAAGAGGGACCAAGGAGCUAACUGUGUUGUCUAAAGGCAUUACAUCAGUUUUUUUUUAUUUUAUUUUAGAUACUUUUUUAUAGCUGUGUGUGUGUGUGUAAAUUGUGUUUGUGCAGCAUUUUCCCUGCUUCUUAUUUUUCUUGUACGUCAUGUGGCUGUAUUAGUUUGCUAUACGAGUUAUUUUUUUUUAAUUAGAGUGUUUUUCUCUCUCUUGAAGUUUCUCAUGCAUAAUGGCAAGUGUGCUGCCUUUCUUUUAAGUUAAUGCUGCUGAUUUUGUGCAUGUUAGCUAAGUGGUGUGCAGUGUGCUUGAGUGUACAGUGUGUAACAACAGCCUUAUAGCUGGCAAAGCUGUAUAGACAGGUGUCCGUGCUGCACAAUUGACAACUCUGGAGUGCUGCAAUUUUU